Messenger RNA from Somion occarium, 2280 nucleotides. The record is from the annotation of a GenBank genome assembly. NCBI's taxonomy places the organism in Eukaryota, Fungi, Basidiomycota, Agaricomycetes, Polyporales, Cerrenaceae.
UUUCGCUUGUGAUAUGGAGCAUCGUCUUGGACGGGGGCGCGUGGAAUGGUGAUAGCCUUGAUGAAUCGUUUCUCCUCGAUAAGGCGCGCCCGAGAACAUGAAAAAAUGUCACACCGUUACAUGCAGGUGUGACAAGCUAGCAUUGAGGUUAGGGUCAUGCUGUAUGUGCGUCAUUUGGGGUGGCUACCGUCAUGGUGUCUAUUCUGCGUCAUCCGACAUGUCCUCCACUAUUCAACAUGGAACAACCGCGCCUUAUAAGCAUCGACCUCGACUUCUCGGCUUGUUCCAAACGUUCAUCUUCGUCGCCGUCGUCGUCGCUCUCCUUGCAUACGUUCUAAAAUGAGGCCGACGAUUCUUCUCCUAUUCGCGCUUGGCGCGUCUACUGCGCAAGCCUCUUGGUUUAGCUCUGCUAAACGAACUGAGACGUCACCAUCAGCGUGGAGUUCUGAACAGCUUGCCAAGGCGCAGGCCCUCUUUCAAGGUCUCAAAGUCGACGCGUUCGAUACUUGGGACGAAUCCCGUCUCCGAGAGUUCCUUCUUGAACAGGGCGUCGUAGCACCGAGUGGUACUCGCGAGCAGCUUGUCCUUCUAGCAAAGCAGAAGUAUAACUUGUACAGUAGCGCCGCUAGCUCGUAUUCUGCCAGUGCGUCUUCGCUUGCAAGUCAAGCUAGCGAUACCGCCUAUACUGCUCUUUACGGAGACUCGAAGUCUCAAGCAUCAAAAUCGGUCAGCUCCUAUGUUGCCCAGGCCACCUCCGAUGCCUCGCGGAAGCUUGAUGACUCGAAGGACUAUGUAUACUCAACAUGGGACGACAACCGUCUUCGAAAGUACCUCGAGGACAAGGGUGUCAUAAAGACCAAGCAACAGGCUACUCGAGAUGAACUCCUUGAGAAGAUGCGAGAGACUUAUUCGCAGACAACGAACCCCAUCUGGAAAGCGUGGUCCGACUCCUACAUUCAUGAAUGGCUCGUUUCCCAUGGCAUUCUCCACCCAGAUGAACACAAGCCCAGAGAUCAGCUCGUGUCUGACAUGAAGAAGUAUUACUACGACAACAAGUUGAAGGAUACUGUCUACACUUCUUGGUCCGAUUCACAAAUUCAUAAAUGGCUCAUCGACCACGGUAUCAUCAAGACCGACGCGCAGGUCGAGCGUGAGAAGCUGGAAAAGUUGAUCGCUGAUCACUACGCCAACGCAAAGGACACGAUUUGGUCGAGUUGGAAGGACAGCGAUAUGCGCGAUUGGCUAAUUGCCAAUGGAUAUCUCAAGAGCGACGUUCAGAAGACUCGUGAAGAGCUUGUCGACUUGAUGGAAUCCAAGUAUGUUUUCUUGACUCGUGCUAGUAUUACUGUAUCUCUGAGCUUGGUACGCAGAUACAAUGACGCCUCCACACGUACCGCUGCCUAUCUCGUGUGGCCCGAUGCUCGUCUCCGCGCCUACCUUCGCGAGCACGGCAUUUCGGACGCGGCACUGCCAACGUCUCGCCCCGGACUUCUUCAGGAGGUUCGUAUUCGAUGGGUGCAAACGACCACUCGUGCUGAAGCACUCUUCGCGACCAUCCGUGAGGUGAUCACCAGUGGCGUUGAGGCAGCCGAGGAAAAGCUUGGAACAGUGCGUUCACGCCGUCUUCAUUUCAGGCUUCUUUUUAACAUUUGCUAUCCACAGAUUCUUGAUAUCCUCACCGGACAUGUCGAGUCUGCCAAGACUCGUGCCAACGAGGCCCAGGAUGCGACGAAAGACUAUGUCAACGAAAAAUAUGCCGAGGGGAAAGACUACGCAGGUCAGAAGGCUGGUGAGGCAAAGGCAAAGGCCGGUGAUACCUAUGAGUAUGCUUCUGACAAGACUGCAGAGGCUAAGGGUAAGGCUGGAGCGAAGUCGGCGGAGUAUUCGAGUGCUGGGAAGAAGUAUUGGAAUGAGAAGGUAGAGGCGGCGAAGAAGAAGGCGGAUCAGGCGAAGGUCGAACUGUGAGUUGGUUGUGGAGAGUUGUGGAGGUGGCUUUUGAUGGCUUCGUGAUGGCUUGUUGAUGUUUUUGCAAUUGUAUGUAUCACACUAACUCUGUAUCAUAGUCUGUCUCAUAGUCUUGCCUGUAUAUUCUUAAUAGAUUACUCACAGGUCUGUAUCAUUAUCUGCAGAGCAUGCUGCUUACAGCCCAUCUUCAUGAUGAUGGAUGAAAUAUAGCAAGAUAUAGAAUAUUGCAAAGAGGAACUCUGAUAGUUAAAAAAAAAUGGAGAGGGGGCAAGUGGCAAAUACAAUAGAUAAGAUACAGAGUGAGAACUGUUGGAG